CUGUAUCUUUGCAGACCUCAGGAAAACACUCAGCCUUCAUCACCACAAACACAAUGGCAGAUGCAAGCUUUAAGCAGGAGUUCCUGGAAACCCACAACGCCUACAGGGCAAAGCACGGUGCGCAGCCGUUGACCUAUAAUAGUGAGCUGAACGCUGCAGCUCAGAAGUGGGCUGAUCACCUGCUUCAAAUCGGCUCCAUGAAACACAGCAAGACGGAGGACAGCGAGAUGAAGGACGGAGAGAACAUCUUUAAUAUGUGGAGCUCUGCACCCCUUAAACUGACAGGAAAAGAAGCUGUUGAGUCAUGGUACAAUGAGAUCAAGGAUUACAACUGGAGCAGGCCUGGAUACAGUGGCAGUACUGGUCAUUUUACUCAGGUAGUGUGGAAAGAAAGCACUGAACUGGGUGUGGGCCUGGCCACUGAUGGCAACAAAGUCUUUGUGGUUGGGCAGUACCGGCCAGCUGGUAACAAGAACAUGCCGGGAUACUUUGAGAAAAACGUCCUCCCACAAGGCAAGGGCUGGCUGUCUGUCUCCUCCUAUAUGAAAAUGAGGAGGGAGUUAGAGGUCCAACUCAUGCAUAUAAAUACAGGCUCCAAGACAGCUAGAGGAACUGUAUCUUUGCAGACCUCAGGAAAACACUCAGCCUUCAUCACCACAAACACAAUGGCAGAUGCAAGCUUUAAGCGGGAGUUCCUGGAAACCCACAACGCCUACAGGGCAAAGCACGGUGCGCAGCCGUUGACCUAUAAUAGUGAGCUGAACGCUGCAGCUCAGAAGUGGGCUGAUCACCUGCUUCAAACCGGCUCCAAUGAACACAGCAAGAGCGGAGAGAACAUCUUUAAUAUGUCGAGCUCUGCACCACUUAAACUGACAGGAAAAGAAGCUGUUGAGUCAUGGUACAAUGAGAUCGAGAAAUACAACUGGAGCAGGCCUGGAUUCAGUGGCAGUACUGGUCAUUUUACUCAGGUGGUGUGGAAAGAAAGCACUGAACUGGGUGUGGGCCUGGCCACUGAUGGCAAAAAAGUCUUUGUGGUUGGGCAGUACCGGCCACCUGGUAACAUGACCAUGCCGGGAUACUUUGAGAAAAACGUCCUCCCACAAGGCUCCAAGACAGCUAAAGGAACUGUAUCUUUGCAGACCUCAGGAAAACACUCAGCCUUCAUCACCACAAACACAAUGGCAGAUGCAAGCUUUAAGCGGGAGUUCCUGGAAACCCACAACGCCUACAGGGCAAAGCACGGUGCGCAGCCGUUGACCUAUAAUAGUGAGCUGAACGCUGCAGCUCAGAAGUGGGCUGAUCACCUGCUUCAAAUCGGCUCCAUGAAACACAGAAAGACGGAGGACAGCAAGAUGAAGGACGGAGAGAACAUCUCUGAAAUGUCGAGCUCUGCACCCCUUAAACUGACAGGAAAAAAAACUGUUGAGUCAUGGUACAAUGAGAUAAAGGAUUACAACUGGAGCAGGCCUGGAUACAGUGGCAAUACUGGUCAUUUUACUCAGGUAGUGUGGAAAGAAAGCACUGAACUGGGUGUGGGCCUGGCCACUGAUGGCAAAAAAGUCUUUGUGGUUGGGCAGUACCGGCCAGCUGGUAACAAGAACAUGCCGGGAUACUUUGAGAAAAACGUCCUCCCACAAGCUGGAAGAGAGGCUGGUGGAACAGACAACACCUCCAAUGAGACAGCUGGAGUGAGCCCAAGAAAAAUCUGCACGCUGCUGUAGAAGACCUGGACCAUUCCUGCAACCAUCAGACCCACAUUACUAAA
Thunnus maccoyii (southern bluefin tuna) is the source of this 1765-nucleotide messenger RNA. It is a transcript of the gene glipr2, whose product is annotated as GLI pathogenesis-related 2. Bases 54 to 1721 code for a protein of 555 amino acids. Gene Ontology annotation, cellular component: extracellular region. The transcript has 16 exons. The record is from RefSeq and is a predicted model, not a curated record. NCBI's taxonomy places the organism in Eukaryota, Metazoa, Chordata, Actinopteri, Scombriformes, Scombridae.